UUACGUACGGCGUCUGAUAACCGACGCCAUCUAACGUCCUGGCAUUCCUGUCUGUGUUUUUCGUGCAUUAAGAGUAGUUGUUAAUCUAUAACAAAUCAUAUUAAUAAAACGCGUAUUACCACAUUAUAUAUAUUAAUUAUUACCACAAUAGUGUUUAAAAAUAAAUAAUUGUUAUUUAUCAAUAAUGUAUCGCAGUAACCUAAUUAUAUGGUAGCUGCUAAGCGGGAAUUAUACGCGGGAAAAUUUUUCUCUACGUAGAAGAUGAGUUAACCGUGGCGCUAGAUCGUAGCCAACAACUACGAAGCAACAUCAUCAUAUAACAUUAACAUCAUUCACCUACGCUUAUAUUUUUUUUAUAACUAUUUUUUAAAAAAGGUUAACAAAUAAUUAUAAUUAUUUGUACUUGUGGUUUUAGAAGCAGUGCCUAAAAAAGGCACAUUUAGGGUAUGAGUACAUCGACGAUGCCAGGAGUAGGAUCAACACCACCCUCGUCGGGACACUCGAUGCUACCGAUGAAUGUUAUGGCACAAAAAGUAAUGCCAGGUGGUGAUCCUGGUUCAAUGAAACCACUCAGUGGCACUAAUUUGAGUUACGUUACACUGCAACCCGCAAGCCAACCUCUUAGUUUGGUUCAGGAUCACAGGUCACAAGUUUAUCCGUCAACACCUUAUAAUCAAUCGACAUCAACACCAGCAACAGCAGCAGCGCCUAGUAAUAUUAAUCCAGCUUCUGAAAGAGAAAUUAGUGAAUCAACAGAUAGUAAAUCUGUACAAAAUGGGUUGGAGAGUAGUGUAAAAGCAGGAGUGACAGCUGCUGCUGAUCAAGAAUCUAAUUUACAAUCUAAACAAAAUCAAGAAGCUAAUAGAAAUAAUAAUAUAAGUCCUGAAAGUUCAUCGAUUGAAAGCCAAGAUGACAUUAAAUCUGAUCCACAACCAUCAACAUUUACUGAUAAUUCUGCAGCUGUAAAUAUGACACAGAAAACUGAGGAAAAGAAAAUCCCGGUUAAUAAUGGCACAAAAGAAGCUGAUAAUUCAUCGUCAUCGACGUUAACGUCAAUACAAAAUAAAGUAUCUCCAGCGCAAAAACUAGAUGACACGCAGCCUAAAGUUGACGCUAGUGGUAGUGUUAAAAAAUUACCUACAACACCAACAAAAGCAACUGCUAAUGAAACUAGUUCACCAACAACAACAAUGACUAAAGCUGAACAAAAAAUAAAUUCACCUGUACGAACUCCAAAACGUAAAUCUCGUGAAUUAAAAGAUUUAAAAAGUCCAGCCGCUGAAAGUGGUAGCAAACCUAAAAGAAAUCGAGUUCAGACUCAACCUUAUCAGAGUCCUUUACCAGAAAUAGCGUUGAUUGUUAAGCAGACUCUUAAUAAAACGCCUGCUAAUAAAAAUCCUGAUGAUAAACUCAUCGUAUUUUACAAGAAUGAAUUUUUAGCAGUGCGUAAUGCUGAAGGUAGUUUUUAUGUAUGUCAAGCAAUGCAAAAUAUUUACAAGUCUAGUCGACGUAUUCGCAUACGCUGGCUUUCCCAGGAUAAAAAUAAUGGAGAAAUUUAUUCACCUGAUUUUUAUGAUUUUACUGAUUUUGAUUGUAUACUGACGAAUUUAAAUUUAAACAAAGUUGACAAAAAUAAAUAUCAAUUAACCAAAUUUGAAUUAUUGCGUACGGAAAAUAUAUUAAAACGUGCUAUUGAUGUUGAGGCUGGUGUUUCUGAAAAACCUAGUGUAACGGAAGAACAUCCGGACGGAUUGGACUUGUCGCUGUAUAAAGACGAAUCGCAACUAAAGAGGAGAAAAGGAUCAAGUAACUCAAAGCAACGUCAACGUAAAAGGUCAAAACGUGAAUCAUCAAGUUCAUCAUCGUCUUCCUCAUCCUCCUCGGAAGAUGAUAGCAGUGAUGAAGAGCCUGAAAAAAAAUCAACAACAGCAACAGCAACGACAACUACCACAACACCUAAAUCAAAUCGUGUUAAAAAACGUCCAGCGACAAAUAACAAAGCACUGGCUAUUGCCAAAUCAGUAGCUAAUGUAUCAAGUCGUUCUAAACGAAUUUUAAAUCGUGGUAAUAAAAUAGAUUCCGUUAAUGACAAUACGACGAAUUCCGGAAACACAAAUACCAGUAGUGGAAUUGCUACUGGGACAGAUGUCGGUGCUGAUGCCAAUACUGCUGCUGGUAAACGUGCCAUUAAUACUGAUGUCAAAAAAGCCGAAGCGAAAAAAACAACAAAACCUCCUCCGUCAAAUCCAAGCUCAACGUCAAGAACGAAAUUACGUGGGUCAGCACAAACUGUCGAGACGAGCAGUAAUAAUUCAACAAGACGUGGAAAGCGAUUGGCUGCUGCUACUACCGGGGUGACAUCAACUGAGGAUUCGUCUGAAAAAAAAUCACGUAGCAGAGUGUAAUAAUAAAUUGAUAAUUAAUAAUAAAUGCAUUUUUAAUUGA
This is a messenger RNA of Microplitis demolitor, 2445 nucleotides long. RefSeq lists its product as uncharacterized. Bases 447 to 2405 code for a protein of 652 amino acids. Lineage: Eukaryota; Metazoa; Arthropoda; Insecta; Hymenoptera; Braconidae. The transcript has 7 exons. The record is from RefSeq and is a predicted model, not a curated record.